AUGAUCUGUCAGCGUACCACAAAGAGCGUCGCUUACAUUUUGAACACUGAAGGCAUUUCCGUUGACGUUUACAUCGACGACUUUUACGGCGCUGAAUCCACUGAUUCGUCUGAGCUCUCUUUUCAGCGGAUGAACUCUUUGUUUGCAGAAUUGGGAUUGAUGGACGCCCCUGAGAAAGACUCUCCACCAUCUCAGGAAAUGCUUUGUUUGGGCAUUUGGAUCAACACGUUAGACAUGACUUUGUCCGUCUCUGUCUUCCGUGUUGAAGAAUUACAACUCGAGCUUAACGCGAGGCUAACCAAAUGUUUUUUUACCAAGCGCGAGCUUCAACAGCUCCAUGGAAAACUGUCCUUCGUUUCCGCGUGCGUUCGGCCAGGCAGGGCCUUCAUGAGUCGUCUCUUAAAUGCUCUUCGUUCGUGCUCUUCGGCGCCUAGGCGAACAGUUCAUCCAAUCUCCGAGGAUCUUCGCGCGGACAUAAACUGGUGGCAGUACUUUCUCUCGCAGUAUAAUGGUGUUUCCGUAAUUCCUUCUGAUGUCAUUGUCUCUAAUCCCGAACUUUUUGCUACUGACGCGUGUCUCACCGGUUGCGGUGCGGUUUGUUUUGGUGAGUGUUUUCACAGAGAGUUUCCGGAUUUCAUUCUCACCCAAGAAAGGUACAUUAACGAGUUGGAAUUGCUCACCGUCGUCGUCUCAAUCAAACUGUGGGCUCCCAAGCUACAGGGCCUUGGAGUCUAGCUUCUCUCCGAUAAUGCCACUUGCGUGUCAGUCAUAAACUCUCAACACUCGCCUAAUGUUUUCAUGCAGCGCUGCUUGCGAGAACUCUGGUUGCUCCUCACCUUGUAUAACAUCACCCUCAUUGUCCGUUCAGUUCGCGGGUGUGAUAAUUGGUUAGCUGAUUCUCUCAGCAGAUUUCACACUGGCAAGUAUUGUCAACGUUUCAAGUCUCUUGCAGGAGCUCGAUCUCUUACAGAGUGUACUGUGCCUGACAGUUUAUUUAUUUUCGCGCUAAAGUACCAGGCUCUGUUAUCCGAGUUUAUUGGUGCCUUUUGUUUUUUUUCAGAGAACGCUGCGCAGUUGUUGCAUUACGCUAACAGCAUUCAGUCCUUCGCUUUUCAAGAAUCCACCAAGAGGAACAUGAGAACACAAUUGAACUCUUAUCUUUUAUUUUGUGAUUACUGCGCCUUUGAGCCGUUUCCUGUUUCUAAACAGGCUUUUUUAGCUUAUUUAGCCUUCCUCUCGAAAUCAUUAUCUUGUUAUCGCUCUUUAGUCAAUUAUGUCAAUAUUCUCAAGCAUAUCAACAAGUCUCUUGGAGCUGAUUUCUCUUUCAUGCAUAAUUACGAUCCUUUUCUCACGCAGCGGUCGCUUCGUCCUAUUAUGGGUGACUCUGUUCGCGUCACUCAUCCGGUGACUGUUGAUAUUCUUUUGAAUAUUUUUUAA
Messenger RNA from Porites evermanni, 1437 nucleotides. The record is from the annotation of a GenBank genome assembly. NCBI's taxonomy places the organism in Eukaryota, Metazoa, Cnidaria, Anthozoa, Scleractinia, Poritidae.